CGGCACACCCCGGGGGACCCUGUCGCGACUCCACCGCUCCAUAUCGCGACAUCACCGUGCCCUGUCGAGACUCCAUUUUGUCAGAGCCCUUUUCAGUAUAUAGCUCUAUAUUUUUUAUUUGCCCUGUCAUCUUUGGGGGCUGCCCCGUGUCGUGAUUUUUUGCCGUGAUCUCUCCGUGACAUCACCACGCCAUCGUGAAGUGUGAUCUCAUCGCUGCCCUGUCGUGACUUCAUCAAUGUCGUGUUGUGACCUGGCCGCGGCGGGACAGUUGGGCAAGGCGGGCACCAUGGCCUCGGAUUGUGAGCCAGCUCUGAACCAGGCAGAGGGCCGAAACCCCACCCUGGAACGCUACCUGGGAGCCCUCCGUGAGGCCAAGAAUGACAGUGAGCAGUUUGCAGCCCUGCUGCUAGUGACCAAGGCAGUUAAAGCAGGUGACAUCGAUGCUAAAACUCGGCGGCGGAUCUUCGAUGCCGUGGGCUUUACCUUCCCCAAUCGCCUCCUGACUACCAAGGAGGCACCAGAUGGCUGCCCCGACCAUGUUCUGCGGGCCCUGGGUGUGGCUCUGCUGGCCUGCUUCUGUAGUGACCCUGAGCUUGCCGCCCACCCCCAAGUCCUGAACAAGAUCCCCAUCCUCAGCACUUUCCUCACACCCCGGGGUGACCCCGAUGACGCUGCCCGCCGCUCCAUGAUCGACGACACCUACCAGUGCCUAACAGCGGUGGCAGGCACACCCCGGGGGCCCCGGCACCUAAUUGCUGGUGGCACCGUGUCUGCCUUGUGUCAGGCGUACCUGGGGCAUGGCUACGGUUUUGACCAGGCCCUGGCACUCCUGGUGGGGCUGCUGGCUGCAGCCGAGACCCAGUGCUGGAAGGAGGCGGAACCUGACCUGCUGGCCGUGUUGCGAGGCCUCAGUGAGGAUUUCCAGAAAGCCGAGGAUGCCAGCAAGUUUGAGCUGUGCCAGCUGCUGCCCCUCUUUCUGCCCCCGACAACCGUGCCCCCUGAAUGCCUCCGGGAUCUGCAGGCUGGGCUGGCGCGCAUCCUGGGCAGCAAGCUGAGCUCCUGGCAGCGCAAUCCCGCGCUGAAGCUGGCAGCCCGCCUGGCGCACGCCUGUGGCUCAGACUGGAUCCCAGCGGGCAGCUCAGGGAGCAAGUUCCUGGCCCUGCUGGUGAACCUGGCCUGUGUGGAGGUGCGGCUGGCCCUGGAGGAGCCAGGCUCCGAGGUGAAGGAGGAUGUAGUGACCGCCUGCUACGCCCUCAUGGAGUUGGGUAUCCAGGAGUGCACCCGCUGUGAGCAGUCCCUGCUGAAGGAGCCCCAGAAGGUACAGCUUGUGAGCAUCAUGAAGGAGGCCAUCGCUGCUGUCAUUCACUACCUGCAGCAGGUGGGGUCGGAGAAGCAGAAGGAGCCCUUUGUGUUCGCCUCGGUGCGGAUCCUGGGCGCCUGGCUGGCCGAGGAGACCUCAUCCCUGCGAAAGGAGAUCUGUCAGCUGCUGCCCUUCCUCGUCCGCUACGCCAAGACCCUCUAUGAGGAGGCCGAGGAAGCCAAUGACCUCUCCCAGCAGGUGGCCAAUCUGGCUAUCUCCCCCACCACCCCAGGACCUUCCUGGCCAGGGGAUGCUCUCCGGCUCCUUCUCCCUGGCUGGUGCCACCUGACAGUGGAAGAUGGGCCCCGGGAGAUCCUGAUCAAGGAGGGGGCCCCCUCACUCCUGUGCAAGUACUUCCUGCAACACUGGGAGCUCACAUCGCCGGGCCACGACACUUCAGUGCUGCCUGACAGCGUGGAGAUUGGCCUGCAGACCUGCUGCCACAUCUUCCUGAACCUGGUGGUCACUGCACCAGGGCUGAUCAAGCGUGACGCCUGCUUCACGUCUCUCAUGAACACCCUGAUGGCAUCGCUGCCUGCACUCGUGCAGCAGCAGGGGAGGCUGCUACUGGCUGCCAACGUGGCCACCCUGGGCCUUCUCAUGGCCCGGCUCCUCAGCACUUCUCCAGCUCUUCAGGGAACACCAGCAUCCCGAGGCUUCUUCGCCGCUGCCAUCCUCUUCCUUUCACAGUCCCACGUGGCCCGGGCCACGCCUGGCUCGGACCAGGCCCUGCUGGCCUUGUCCCCUGACUACGAGGGCAUCUGGGCCGACUUGCAGGAGCUCUGGUUCCUGGGCAUGCAGGCUUUCACGGGCUGCGUGCCCCUGCUGCCCUGGCUGGCCCCCGCUGCCCUGCGCUCCCGCUGGCCGCAAGAGCUGCUCCAGCUGCUGGGCAGCGUCAGUCCCACUUCCGUCAAGCCCGAGAUGGUGGCCGCCUACCAGGGUGUCCUGGUGGAGCUGGCCCGAGCCAACCGGCUGUGCCGGGAGGCCAUGCGGCUGCAAGCCGGCGAGGAGACGGCCAGUCACUAUCGUAUGGCCGCCCUGGAACAGUGCCUGUCGGAGCCCUGAGGGGUGUCCACUCUGGGGACAGGCCCAGGGCCGGUAGUAAGGGAAGGAGGGAGGAGGCAUCUUCCCUGAAGCCCCCAAACGGAAAUCCCCCUCCCUAGACUUCCCCCCACAUUCCCCAGCUUUCUGGCUUUCCUGAGGGCCAGGGCAUGGUGCCUGCCCCUCAAGUGUAAGGAACCGCCUCCCGCCCCUGCCCGGGGCCCUCGUGGGGGCAGGGAUCAUCUUGGAAAUUCACGUGGAUACCCUAGCCAGGCUGGGGAAGGUUGGAGUAGCCCCCAAGGAGGGGACACGAGGUGUCAUUGUGCCCAAUGUCUGGCUCCCCACAGGAGGGAGGCCCAGGGCAGGACAGGGCUGGCAGGAGCUGACUGCCACAGCCCAUGUGCCCUGCCGGCCAGGGCGUGGACUCCCAUAGGCUGUGGUGCCCCCGCUGGCCCCCAGUUCCCACGUCCUUUAAAUUAGCCCUUGCCUCUUGCCCUUGGAUCCUUGGGCAAAGAGCGGGCUCAGGCCAUCGACAUCACAGUUCUUCCUAUCAGCUUUAGUGACCCAGGGUCUGAACUGUCCCCAUCCUUCCAGGGAAACCCAGGGCAGACAGGCCUGGGAGAGGGUGGGGACACCUCCUUCCGCCUGAGCUUCCUUUGAGGAGACCCAGGAGUCCUCUGGCCCUGGUCUCCAGGCUUUUGUGUCGUGUUGCAGCUGAGUGACAAUAGGGGUUGGGGGGUUAUUUAUUUUGCCUGUCCUUAUCCCUGCUUGGGCGCCUGAGCGCCUGAUCUGCCCUCCUGGUGCCAUCUGGCCUGGCUGAAGCCAGGAACAGAAGGGCCGCAUCCCCAGAAUCCGCAUGUUCCCCCAGUGAUUGCACCCCAUCUCCACCGCGGUGCCUGGCUUGAAUUCCCACCCUGGCUCUGACUCCUCUCUGCAGGGAGGCGCGACUGGCGGCUCCAGCAGGGAUUGCCUUUCUUAUGGUCCCAAGCUCCCCACCCUGACCUCUCCCCCCACCCCCUGCCCUUCCCCAUUGCGUUCUGUGAUCGCCAAGUUCAAAGCUGUGCACAUGUGGACACUCAAUAAAUGUUCAUUGUUGA
Molecule: messenger RNA, 3498 nt
Organism: Echinops telfairi (small Madagascar hedgehog)
Lineage: Eukaryota; Metazoa; Chordata; Mammalia; Afrosoricida; Tenrecidae
Gene: NCDN
Product: neurochondrin
Exons: 7
Coding region: 236-2425 (729 amino acids)
Biological process (GO): neuron projection development; regulation of neuronal synaptic plasticity
Cellular component (GO): dendrite
Source: RefSeq, a predicted model, not a curated record